AUGAGGAGGGAAUCCUUACCGUUAGCUGCUCGUGGUGGCAUCAUCGCGGCUGGCACAAUAGCUGUGACGUCGAUCCUGGCGAGUAUGGGUGCUCGAGGGGAUCAUGCUACAAGGCGUGCGGUGGCAAUGGGCGGUAGUGCUAGACUGCGAGGAACCGGGGGUUCGGAUCACGAAAUAUGUGCGACCCGAAGUCUGAUUGUGCGAGUUUGGACGAUGUCGGGUGUGUUAAAGGGUGCAAGGCUUAUGGUUGCAAGUGAUAGUUGA
Colletotrichum abscissum is the source of this 264-nucleotide messenger RNA. RefSeq lists its product as uncharacterized. The transcript has a single exon. Bases 1 to 264 code for a protein of 87 amino acids. Lineage: Eukaryota; Fungi; Ascomycota; Sordariomycetes; Glomerellales; Glomerellaceae. The record is from RefSeq and is a predicted model, not a curated record.